AAAUGCGUAGAAACCCCGUUGAGUGUGGAUGUUUCCGACAGCACCUGAAGGCGUCACGGUUCACCGCUGUGUGGCUGCAGAUCUUUGCGGGUCUGGAGGAUGAAGAGCGUGCGGGAUGCUGCUGCCUCGGUUCCGCUGGUAGUCUGAGGGGGAAACAUCCGCAGCCAUGGCCUCGGACAACUGCCUGUUUGUGUGGUCUGAUCAGUGUGUCAUUGUGUGUCCCCUCUCCCUCCUCCUGCCAGUCCCCCCAGAGGCCAUCGGCUUCCUGUCGGCGGUGGGCGUCUUCAUCGUGGCGCUGGCCGUCCUCUUCCUCUUCAUCAACAAGAAGCUGUGUUUCUCACGCGUCGGCGGCAUGCCGUGUCUGGAGCACCGUCACACCCACCGGAAGAAAACCCGCCAGGGAAUCCGCCAGGGGCUCGUGAGCAGCUACGGUGACGAUGAAGAUGACGAUGGCGUCAGCUCCUCCGACAGUGAAGAAGAGGUCCUGAAGCAGUUCGAGAUCUCGGUGUCGCGUUCGCAGAGUUUUCGUAUUUCGACGACGGCGGCGAACAUCAGCGAGCAGCAGACGCAGACGUCGCUCGGCCGACACCACAAAUUCAGCCGACUGUCGGACCAGGAGGAAGGCAGCACCGAGCCGUCGGACUGUGAAGAAAUGGAGGCUCAGAGCCAGCAGCGGGGUUUCAAGGACCCGCUCUCCGCCGCGUUGGAGGAAAGCGAGAGUGCGUCGGCGGUCUCUCUGGACAAAACCGCCGGUCUCAAGGCAUCGGGUAUCGGGGAGAGUCCCGCCCCGAGUACAAACCGGCAGGCCGCAGAUGGCAGCGAGGAGAUGGAGACGGCCGUGGACGUCAUGGACAGCUCCUCCGCCUGGAGCCCCGAGCAAGAGGAGCCUCCCCAGGACGAGGUCUCGUCUCAGUCGGCGACCUCUUCCCUUCGCCCCCCCAUCUCCACAUGUGGAGACCUGGUCCUCUCUUUGGAGUACCGCCCCGACACAGAGAAGCUGCUGGUCUCGGUGAUCGCGGCGCGGGACAUCCCCGACAAGGCCCGCAGCGGCAUGGACUCCUGGCAGGUGCACAUGGUCCUGCUGCCCGCCAAGAAACAGCGCCACAAGACGUUGGUGCAGAAGGGCUCGCUGCCGCAGUUCAACGAGACGUUUCGCUUCUCGCGCGUGGAGCCGUCGGAGCUGCAGAUGUUGGCCGUCAGGUUCAGGCUGUACGCGCUCGGGGCGUCCCGGAUGUCCCGCGAGAGGAUGAUGGGCGAGAAGGUGCUGCGUUUAGGCGGGCUGGACCCGGACGGAGGGACGAUGGAGACCACGCUGGUCCUGGAGCCUCGCAGUAACCUCAAGAGCUUGGACUCCCAGAUGAGUCUGUCCGCUGUGUCUCAGAGCGACAGCGCCUCGUCCACUCAGUCUCUGACCCACGGUGGUGUCCCCGAGCUGCUGGUGGGCCUCACCUACAACGCCACCACGGGACGCAUGUCAGUGGAGCUCAUCAAAGGAAGCCACUUCAGGAACCUGGCCAUCAACAGACCACCAGACACCUACGGCCGUCUGACCCUGCUGAACUCGGUCGGUCAGGAGAUCUCUCGCUGUAAGACGUCGGUGCGUCGCGGCCAGCCCAACCCUGUCUACAAGGAGACCUUCAUCUUCCAGGUGGCGCUGUUCCAGCUGUCGGACGUCACGCUGCUGGUCUCCAUCUACAACCGCCGCAGCAUGAAGCGCAAGGAGAUGGUGGGUUGGAUCGCUCUGGGCCAGAACAGCAGCGGCGAGGAGGAGCAGCUCCACUGGCAGGACAUGAAGGAGAGCCGAGGACAGCAGGUCUGCCGCUGGCACGUCCUGCUGGAGGCGUAACGCCACCCACAUUUAGGGUUUUGUAAGAGGAAAGGGAGUUUAUUCUUUUUACGUUGGGGGAAUGGUUUUGAUCGGCGCACCGGAUGCUGCAUGUGGCUUCAGAGGGGCGAUGGAUUGAAGGACUUCUCAGAGCAACACUCCACCGUCGUCGCAUCUAACAAAGCUGGUUGUUUUGCUGUCGACGAGAGGAACAAAUUCACCCGCUUCCGGAGGCCGAAACAAGAUUUGAAGUCAUAAAGAAAUGAAUAGAAGAAAAGCCUUCAGCGAGGUUCCACGACAAGUAUUUAUUUUGUCGUGGUAAAACCUUUAUGGAUUUGAAGGUUUCUUCCUUCUUUGCAGAAGAUCCGUCGGCCUCCAAAAGGAGCUGAGAAUGUGUCCCACAUUUAUAGCUUUUUGUUUUUGUUAAAGCAGCUCAGCUGGGAGAUGAGGGAGCUGCAGUUUAGUUUUUGUAGUGAAAUGCUGUGUUAGAAAGUACACACAAAUUAGAGGGGUGUGUGUGUGUGCGUGUGCGUGUGGGUGUGUGACUUGUUAUUUCUGAAGCUUGCUGUUCUUUUACUGUUUGGCAAAUCAAUGAAGAUUUCUGAACGAAUGCAGACAGGAAACGCAAAGAAGCAAACGUCCUGAAAAUGUAAAACUGAGAAUAUAAUGGUCACGUCCACUUUAGAAAACACAAACAAAACAAUUAAACAAUAAUAAUCAAUAAGUCAAUAAUUCAACGUAACUUGUAUCAGACAUUAAAUCACUGACAUAUCCUCAUUUUAUUUUCACCUCCACAGCUCGAAUUUGGGCUUCAAUUAACAAACUAACUUUCUUCACGUUAACACAUAAAACGAACAGCAAGCUCAUAUUUCCAACAUGUUUUUCUACUUUUAGUAGCUUUGACUGGAGCUCUUUUAAUGACGUCAUCUCGUCUUCUGCAAUAGUUUAAUGGUUCUCCGCUUCUCUCGAUGAAGUAAUAUUCUAUGGAAACAUGCAUUAAUUUGCAUUUUCUUUAAGCAAAUUUUCUAAAGAUUUGGUGAAGAUUUGCGCUUCAUGUGGAUGGAAACCUCAUCCUGAAAAUACUGAAACAAACACGAGAGUAGAAGUGAAGAUGUUGUUUGUUUUUUUAAGUGGGAGCAGGAAGGCGUCUCAUUCAUGUUCAGCAGCACUCAUUCAUAUUCUCCCCCCGACUUGUGUGCUACUACAGGAGGCAGGAAGCGACCGGCAGCUGGAGACUCUUAACCAGCGACCUCCUUCACUGAGGCAAAGCUCAUCUCAACGACCCGUCGACGCUGAGCUGAAAAGAGGCUUUAAAUAUAUCGCUGCAGCUGUUGAUGAUAACAUGCGAUGAAUUACCCUGGAAGUGUGUGUGUUCUUUACCCCCCCCCCCCCCCCACGCUCACUUGCUCUGUGGUAAUUGGUAGUUGUAUUGCUGUGGAAUCGUACAGUGCUGCUGAUAAUGCAGGGGAUUAUAUUUGUUUGUGUUGACAGAUACUGUAGCUCCAAACCCCUCGGGGGGGCUGGUUUAUUUGAGCGUUUGUUUUCUUCAGGCAGGUGACAACAAAGCUCUCUUUAGAAAACGAAGAACUGCAGCUCGCUUUGAAAAAACCUGCAAAAAAAAGAUGGUCUGUAAAUGACUUUUAGAAAGUGAAGCACAACAAUAUAUAUACUCACAAAAGAAACCCCCUAUUUUUUGGUGCCAUGAACACAAUGUUCACAAAAAGCCCACAAAGUAUGUUAAGCAUUAACAUUAAACUAUUGCUGUAUGUACGAGAUGGAAGAAGAUAAAUGCACAAAACAAAGUAUGUGAACAACCACAUACAAUGUUUAUAAGUGAAGACUGUUUCUGAAGAUUCAAAUGUUGAUGAUAAACCCGAAACCUCGUGAAGCACAUGACUCCAACAAACUUUACCUUUCAUAGUUUUAACUGACGUGUUUGUGAAGCAGACGUUUGACAAACAAAAUGUCACAGAUUAACACAACUGACCCACCACAUGAGAAGAACCUGUCCGUCACGAUGAGAACACAAUGAUUUACUUAUUUUAUUCAGAGGAGUAAAGUCUGAAAACAAAGGUCUUUAUAUUCAAAGAUGAAUGAGACGUGGAGGAGCACAAUUCAAUGGACGCAUUCUAUAUCUGUUUAAUGCAGGAAACGAGCUGUAAAAUGUUGACUGUCUUGUGUUUGAACUGGAAAUAUCUGUGAUGAUGAAGAAUACUUCAGGUAUAGAUGAAGCAUCGGGGGGAGAAUAGGAGUGCUGCAAAGGCUGGAUGGUUUUUAUUUUUGUUUAAUUUGAAUUCUUUUUUGUUUAUAAACACUUUUCAAAUAACACUUUUCAAUAAACACUUUCCCAGAAUAAUGGGAUUUUGAGUUUAACCUACGUUUGGGCAAAAAAAACAGAAGUUUACUACAAUUAGCUUCUGUUUCGUUAGCUUGUUUUUCUUAGUGGCUAUUUCUCUUUUUACAGUAAAUGGGUAUUUAACCGCUGUAUGUGCUGCUAAAACAAUUGGCCCUCCUUCAGUUAUUGUUACAGCAACAGUUUUACCCCUCAAAAUUAAUAAUAAAUCAUUUGAAUGGCAGCUAAUUGAUAUUAGCUCUGUAAAUUGUUGGAAACAUCUCUAUCUGACUCGUAUUACCUGCCAAUGCAGCAUCUUAAAUAUGCAUUGGCUGCAUACAUGAUAUCAUGCUAAUUUAGCUCUAAAGGCUAAAGCUAGCUUAAAGAAACUAACAUUGUUAGCUAGUUAGCCAUAGCAAGUUACAAUACCAGACUACUUCAUAGAAAUACAUGUUUUUAGCUCUUUCAACAAAGCUUGGAUUUUCUCUUCAUUUAUCAAACAAAAUCAUUUAUACAAUAAACUCCUUUGUGGAUUGUGAGUAAACUGUCCUCAAACCACAUUAGGAGCAGGAUAGAUGUUCAUGUUAAAAGUGUCGCUAGGUUACUACUGUAGGUAUUACGCUAGUUAGCGGGCCUGCUAACGUUAGCGUCUCGCUUUAAUCCCUUACAGUUUUCUUCUUGUUUUUAGUUUUGGAAAUGAGAGAAAAUACUUCAGAGUGCAAUGUUUAAAUCACCAAAGCUAGUCAGACCUAAGCUGCUAAGCUGUGAUUUGACAAUAACUGUUUGGUUAAAGGGUUAAGCUAACGGUCAGUAGUUUAAUUUGCAAUUAAAUUUGAUCAGUUAGCUAGCUAGCUAGCUAGCAGAAUACCUAACUUUUUGUAUUUUAAAAUUAAUAAACUCCAAGGCAGUUUUGCUGUGUUUAGGUAAUGUGUCUUUUAAUGUAUUGCGUCAUACAAAUUAAUUUAAAUAAUUGUUUUGUGAAAUAGCAAAAGCACAGACAGUAAAUGUCAUAUUGUAGCACAA
This is a messenger RNA of Anarrhichthys ocellatus (wolf-eel), 5180 nucleotides long. RefSeq names its product synaptotagmin XVI (gene syt16). The record is from RefSeq and is a predicted model, not a curated record. Gene Ontology annotation, molecular function: phospholipid binding. NCBI's taxonomy places the organism in Eukaryota, Metazoa, Chordata, Actinopteri, Perciformes, Anarhichadidae. The transcript has 7 exons. The coding region runs from base 167 to 1846 and encodes 559 amino acids.